CUCCUCUUCUCUCUCUCUCUCAUACUCCCUGUAGAUCACCCACUCUCUCUCUUUCUAGCCCUCUAGUCACCAGAUGGAGAGUGGGCGGUGUGUUUUUGUGUGGUAGCUGCUGUGCGUUAGUGCAAGUGCAUAUGUGAGCGUUGACGUGUGUGUAUUUUGUGUGUCAGUGCUGUGAGUUUGCACACUGGUGCAUGUGUGUGCUAACAGAUACAGCCUGCGGUGCAGUAACCUAUAACCCUGGAGGGGUGACCACCUCACUAUCUGUAUCUCUCUCUCCUUUUUUCUCUCUUUCUCUUGUUUUCUUUCUCUCACCUGUGUGAUAUAGCUGUACACUCUUAGAAACAAAAGUGCUAUAUAGAACCUUAAAGGGUUCUUCUUCUGUCCAGAGAACCCCUUGAAGAACCCUUUUUGGUUCCUGGAACCCAAAAUGUUUCUACCUGGAACCAAAGGGUUUUACCUGGAAUAACAAAAAAAAAUGGUUUACCCAAUGGGGACAGCUGAAGAACCCUGUUGGAACCGUUUUUUCCAGAAGUGUAUGGAUGCUAUGUGCCUGGAGGCCGGGAUGGGUAACGUGAUAUACUAUAAAAUUGAAUGGGCGCUCAAAAAUCUGCCAUGAUCAACGUUUUUGUCCAUCGCCAAAUUGGGAUUGCAAGUGACAUACGGCUAAAGCGUUAGCUGGCAUCGUUUAGGGACCACUAAUCUGUGCAAAAUCGGACAAGACCUUUGAAUCUUGUAGCCUAGUAUAUACAGAGGAGCUAAGCUUGCAAGUGAGAGAGGGUGAGGGAGGGAGGGAGGGAGGGAGAGCGAGCGAGGGAGAGAGAGCAGUCAGAAUCCAAAAGCCAGGGAGAAAAAGUAUUCAAAGGAAAACAUUCCAAAUGGAUGGGACGAAGCCAGUCAUGGAGUCUACCACAGAGGAAAACCAAGAGGAGAGGGAAGAAAGCAAAGGUUGCUUCGAAUGCUGCAUCAAGUGUCUGGGCGGCGUGCCCUACGCCUCGCUGGUGGCCACCAUCCUCUGUUUCUCGGGCGUGGCUCUGUUCUGCGGGUGUGGUCAUGUGGCGCUGACCGGCACACUGACCAUGCUGGAGAACCACUUCUCCCAGAUCACCACUGACCACGCCACCCUCACCAUCGUGAUCCAGACCAUGCAGUACGUCAUCUAUGGCAUCGCCUCCUUCUUCUUUGUUUAUGGGAUCAUCCUGCUGGCUGAGGGCUUCUACACCACCAGCGCCGUCAAGAAGGAGCUGCAGAGCCAGUUCAAGACCACCGUGUGUGGCCGCUGCAUCACAGCCACGUUUGUGUUCCUUACGUAUAUCCUGGGCCUGGCCUUCCUGGGGAUCUUUGGCUUCUCAGCCAUCCCAGUCUUCCUCUUCUACAACAUGUGGACUACCUGUGCUGCCAUGAAGUCCCCCAUCGCCAACAUCACCGAUCCGGACUCCAUCUGUGUGGACGUCAGGCAGUACGGUAUUAUCCCAUGGAACGCGACACCCGGCAAAGCCUGCGGAUCUACACUAGGAGACAUCUGUAGCACCAGCGAGUUCUACCUGUCUUUCCACCUGUACAUUGUUGCGUGUGCUGGGGCAGGCGCCACCCUCAUUGCAUUGAUCCACUAUCUGAUGAUCCUGUCGGCGAACUGGGCCUACCUGAGGAGCUCCUGCAACCAGAACGAGUACCAGGACAUCAAGACAAAGGACGACGACGCGGAGGAGGGUGGCUCCAAGGAGGGUCUCAACUCCUCUUACUCAUAAGAACCGGCCAACCACACUUCCUCACACCUAACCUCCAACCCCCUUCUGGGUAAAACCAACACCUGGGUCUCCUUCACUAUGGGCGGUGUUCUGACUUGAGAUAUGUGCGCUCAACUCAAAUUGUCCCACUUUGGCUACAUUUACACAGGGAGCCCAAUUCUGAUUUUGUUUCCCCACUAAUUGGUCUUUCAACCAAUCAUAUCUUUUCACAUCAAUUCUUUUUCAGAGCUUAUCUGAUUGGUUAAAAGACCAAUUAGUGAAGAAAAUAUCAGAAUUGGACUGCCUGUGUAUAUGAAAUGCAGCCCAUGUCUUCCAUUGACAUCAAUGGACAAGUCUGAGUUGCGCACACUUUUCUCACCUCUGAAUCAGGUCCUUUGUCCAAAUGGGAGCAAACGUUUUCAAACGGAACAGGUAUAUAAGAAGUUCCUAUUGGAUGAGCUCAGGUUAGGUGGUACCUCUUUCUGUUUCCGAACGUUUGCUCUCGAUUGGACCGUUAUUGAGUGCAACCCUGCUGCCAUAGCCUAACUGCUCUGAGCCAAUCACAGCACAGCACUAACACAGCUCCUAAUAACCGCCUAACAACAAAGUCACUGUCUGCACAACUCCUGAGGAAGUGUGCCACAAAACGUCCUGUUUUUUGCUGUUUUAUAUAUAUAUGAAUAUAUUGUGUGAAUGUGUAUGUAUGAAUGUUUUUUUGUUUUUUUUAUACUACAAAGUAUGACAGGUUUACUAUUAUUAUAUUUAUCUGGUCUUCUCUUAUCUCUGGUAUUUUAUCGCAAUCCUGUUUUACCUGAUUUAGUUUUUUGCUUUAAAAAAAAUGGAAAUGCUUGAUACGUUGCACUAUUUAAAAAUAGAAAAAAGUAAAGUCGAAUUUAAAAAAAACAUGAAUACAUUACAUACAUUACAUACACAGCAUCUCAGGGUGCCUCUCUUAGAAAAUAUUGCUACUAUUAGGUUAACUUUCCCAUUCCUUUAUUGACAUCCAGCUACUUCUGUUGAGUAAUUCUUCAUUUUGGCCUGAGUAGAAAAACGUGUGCUGUACCCUAACUGGAUUGGACACAUGCACUAAUGUGACUGUGGCCCAAAGCAGCAGUUCUGUCAGCAGCUGUCUGCAGUGCUAACACAAUGCUUUGACCUUCAGAUGAACCUCUGGCCUGGUCCCAGAUCUGUUUGUGCUGUCUUGCCUGCUCCUAUGUUUGGCAUGAUAAUGACCAUAGGAGUUGGCAAGACAGCACAAAUAGAUCUGGGACCAGGCUAACACCUUACUGAUUAAGCACAUGCUUGUUACAAGGCAAGGCCACAGCUGAAGUGAACUUAGCAAAAGUCCCAAUGUUUGUUCAUUGUACACAACUGUGAAGGGAAUCAUACGUUCGCUUUCCUCAAGACAAGUCCACCCUUAAAGGGGUGAAGUUCACCUGUAAAUAUACGGACCGCCCCAAAGGAAGUUUUAUUGACUGACAUCUCCUGAAUGUGGAGAGCACGGUCAAUGUUUUACCAUGCUAUUUGACCUUUUCAUUACCAAUAUGUAAACGUUUCCUUUUGGAGUGUAUGUUUAGCAUCCUAUUACUAGUUCUGCAUUAAAUAUAAUAGUAAUGUGACAUCUUUUAAAACAGUAUGUUGUGAGAAGGAAGCAAGUACAGAGUCAUGAUGGCGGUGGUGCUUGUAUUGUGUACAUUUUGAAAUGUGGAGAAAAAAAAUGUUCCAAAUGGUUUUCAGUGUUUUAAAAAAAUCAGUUUUAGACUGCUGAAUCUUUCCCUGUGCUAAAGUAAUGACGAACUUGUCUUUGACAUUAUUUUACUGUGGCAAGCCAAAUGUAAGUGACUCAUCUCAUAUUUUUAGGCCUGUUAUAUGAACAGAUACCAUUUGGAUGUUUACAAUAUAACAAGUCAGGAAUGUUCAUUUUUUUUCCCCAAUAUCAUUUAUUAUGACAACCGAAUCUAUAAUAAUGAUCACUGACUAGUUCAUGCGCUCCGGGACUAUAAGGUUCUAUCUGCAUUUUAGUCUAAAUUGAGUUAGUGACAUAGCCUUGUUCUGUUUGAUGUUCUCUACCUACAUACAGUAUACUCUAAAUACCCCAAUUCAUGUUAAGUUCAAAAGAAUUCAAGGUAAAAUGGCUGACACCGUUCAAAACAACUAGGGCUCGAAACGGUAAAGCCAAUUACCUCAGAAUCAUCUUUUUGCAGAAAGAACCUUACAGUCCCAAAGCUCUCGAGUGAUCUUCCUCGCAGCAGUGAAACGAUGAUACUUUUAACUUUCAUAUGAAAAGGCAUGUCGGUAUUGUCCACGUGUGCAAACGUCUAAAUACUGAAAAAAUGACUAUAUUCCCAUGUGUGUUAUGUUUGAUAUAGUACAGUGUGCUUUGCCACCAGGUCGACGUAGGCAAGGGCAUGCGCCGUUUCAUAUAAGAUGCGUGUGUCAGGGUGUGUUGUCGUUUCCUCGUUAUUGCAUGAAGGCGACAUGACUGUCUUUGCAGUUUUUCAGGUGAUGUGUCGUCAAUUGUACUGACAACUAUGGUAGGCAGCGUUUGCCCCCCACUCAACUCUCUUUUUUUUUAAAGAUAUCCAUUGUACCUUGGAUGACAUUGUUGUCCCUGUAGUCGUUUCAUCAUUGCUUUUCUUUUUAAAGUUUCCAAUAGUUAUGAUUCCUGUAUAGUGAUGAUUUUUGUAACCUUCUCUAGUAAAAACCGAUAUUUUUUAUUAUCGUGAAA
This is a messenger RNA of Oncorhynchus kisutch (coho salmon), 4452 nucleotides long. RefSeq names its product neuronal membrane glycoprotein M6-b-like. Lineage: Eukaryota; Metazoa; Chordata; Actinopteri; Salmoniformes; Salmonidae. Bases 876 to 1745 code for a protein of 289 amino acids. The transcript is spliced from 7 exons. The record is from RefSeq and is a predicted model, not a curated record. Gene Ontology annotation, molecular function: structural constituent of myelin sheath. Gene Ontology annotation, cellular component: myelin sheath; plasma membrane. Gene Ontology annotation, biological process: axon development; central nervous system myelination.